UAACAGACAAAUUAUAAAAAGCGGUUUAAAAGAAACUAGAAUGUUUAAUUUAUUUUGAAUUUUAAUAGAAAAUGUGCAGUUAAGUGCUUUAGAGUAGGCGCAUGCGCCUAACCCCCAAAAACACAGGUCUCGGCGACACAGCAGUCAACAUGUGCCAUAAAUAUCAACCGCUUUUCCCUGCUGGCCGUGCGUGUGGGUGCAGUGUGCUCUCCGCAGUACCGUUCUGGGUUCUCCCGCUUCCGUUCGGCACCUCCAACGCUCAGUACGGCACCAGACUUCGACGGAAGUGGAACAAUCGAAGCGGAAACAGAGUCACGCGACAACAAAACCGAACUCGAAUAUGGAAAAGUUUUCCCUUAACAAAUGUAGCACUGAUAAACGCAGUUCGGAGUGAACUUCAUGAAUGGCCAUGACUAAUUGCAGCCAUCCAACAGCACCAGCAACAUUCGUUGUGUGAACCCCAAUGGUGGAGGAGGUUACCUCUUUUUUUUCAAACGAAAGAUUUCACUACUUCGGUAUCUCUGUAUCUGUCGGUGUCUCAUUUGAGCGGCUCGAACGAUCCGCCUGUAAUUAUGACUGCGUGAAGAAAUCAAUACGAGGAGGAUGGCCAGCAAGCCCAUGAGCACCAGCUGCCAGAGCAUUGCGACGGCGGCCAGCAGUGCGGCUACCACGGCGGCGGCGGUGUCCAUCUCGGCCUCCAAUGCCACCUCCGUGGGCUCCCUCAUCGCCGCCGCCUGCCUCCAGCAGCAGCAGCAGCAGCAACAUCCCAACCAGCAGCAGCAGCAGCAAUAUCCCCAGUCCCAGCAGCAACACCUCUAUCAGACCCAUCAGCAAUCAUCGCACUAUGUCAACGGCACCGGCAGCCUGGGCAGGCUCAAGUUCCACAAGAGUCUCGACGCCAGCGACGAGGAAAUCGAGUAUGCGCAGCUAUCUCGUUCCACACAUAUCCUGGGACGCCAUAAAUCGGAGCGUUUUCUGGCUUCCAAUCCGGACGAGGAUCGCCGACGCCGCACCAUAAUCGUGGAGAAGAAGAACAACUCAUAUGGGUUUACCCUGCAGAGCUAUGGGAUCCACUACAAACGCGAUGAGGAGCUGGAGAUGAUCACUUAUGUGGACUACGUGGAGUACGGUGGUCCGGCCUAUCGUGCUGGAAUGCGUGAGGGCGACGUAAUACUAUCCAUCAACGGCAAGGAUAUGGAAAAGGCGGACCACAAGACCAUCGUCGAGUUCAUCAAGCAGUGUGACACCAGGAUGCGGAUGGUCGUUCUCUUCGAGGAUUGCGUGAGAAAGGUCGAUCUUCACAUGCGCUAUAUUCAACUGCAGAGCCUGUUGCAGCAAAAGAUGAACGAGCUGGAAAGGGUUCAUCUGAGGGAGCGGGAGCUACUAGAGGGCAAAUGGAAGACGCACAGCUUGCCAGCCCGGAAGAAGGCUAAUGCGAAUACGUCACCAAGCGACGGGGAGGGUGUUUCACCCACUGAAGUGGGUGGUGAAACGGGCUUCUAUCGACCCGCCCUUUCCACCGAGGAUGUGCCAAACAUGGCGGCCCGCCAGCAGGCUGUGGGUGGACCAGGAAUCAUACCACCUCCCGCUCAAUUUAUGCUCACCUACCACUACCUGGAUCCCACUUAUCGGUACGUGCUGCGACCCACACACGGCAGCUCAGAGGACUACAUAGAUGGCAUGGGUCUCCAGAGGAGCAGUAGUGAUCACCAACAAACCGCACAGCGUUAUAUCCUACAGCGAACCGAGUCCGUGGAUGCAAAUUCGAUGACUCAACCCACAACCUCGGCGCCUACUCAAUAUCACAGCACCACUGGCGGAUCGGUAAAGCCACCGGCACCACCUCCUCGCACUUGUGAGAAGCAUAAGCCACCAGCUAAGCCCCCAAAAACGGAGAAGGAGAAGACCCCCGGAAAGCAUAUUCAUGUGGGCCAUUCGUGCAACCCUUGCUUGGGUCACUUCCGAUGGAAGUCGGCCGAGAAGUCGUCGGUUCCAGCGCCAGAUAAUGUUAGCCUGGAUGCCUAUGAUCUGGCUAGUCCCUGCUGCGACACGCAUUGUGUGCCAUCAAGGAGACGCCACCGCCAGCACAAGGAGCACACGCAUAAGCACAAGCAUCGGGAGAGGGAACGGGUGGAGGGCAAGGAGCACAGGGUCAGACCCAAGUCUACAUCCCAUGCCUCUCCCAACGCCAAUGGAGGAGGAGGAGGAGGAAAUGCAGGAUCUGGCCAUCAUCACCACCAUCAUCAUCACCACCACAGCCACGAGCAACAGCAACAACAACAACAACAACAGCAGCAACAGCAACAACAACAACAGCAAUUGCAGACAGUUCCCCACCAUCAUCACUAUCCCCACCAGGUGCUAAAUCCCUGUCAGGUGCAAUCCCAAUCUGGUAGCACCCGAUCACGCUACUUCGACUUGGCCUCCGGAUUGGCCAGCCAUUGCAGCUUGCAUUCCUGCACCUCAAGUGAGUUUGCCCCAGGGGACACCGCUUCCUAUACCACUUCCAUCAGCACGGAUACUUUGUUUUGGGAUCCCAAAAGCGAGACGGGUCAAUCCCGACAGCACUCCACAAAAUCCAGGCAGUCCUACGAACAGCAACCACAGCAGCAGCAGCAGCAGCAGCAGCCACAACCACAACAUCAACAACCGCACCACCAUCAUCAUCAUCACCAGGGGGAGUACCACCAACGCUAUCAUGUGACCGCCAAUCAAAUGCAGCCCCCGCAGAUCUAUCCCAAUGCCAUAGCUUAUGUUCAGAAACCCAAAUCCUGGGACAAUCUCGCCAACAAGGCGGGCUAUAAUGUCGGUUACGGCUACCUUGACACGGUGGCCGUGAGGCCAGCCAUUAAAAUGCAGAUUGCCCAGCAGCGUCACUCGAUGCCGCGAAGGAACCCGUACGGCAGAUACUCCACCUACGGGGACGUGGAGAACUAUGCCCCACCGCCUACCGAGUUUGUGGGCGAGUUGACCACCACUACAACCACCACGAUUACGGCCAAGUCCACGGAGGAGCUGUUGGCCGCCUGCGAUUGCUUGACCCCCCAGCAGCAGGCUGCUAUUAAAGCUGCCCAGUACCAGCUCAGCCAAAACCAGAAGCUGACCCACCAGAACUCCUGCCAGAUGGGUUACUACUCGCAUCUGCCGCGGCCCACCACAGAUGUGGGCACCUCCACCACCAGCCAGCAGGUGCACGGGGCAGGAGAUGUCCAAACCACGUCGGAGGCCACCAGGUUGUAAAGUGGCAGGGAAGAGAUACAACUAGGAACCGUCUCAAGAAGAAUAAGAGUGCACUAUGAGUUGUAGUUUAAUCGAAUAGCCCUCGGCUUUAACAAGUAUUCAUUAAAUGAGUUUAAAAUUUAAGCAAUGUUUUUAAUAAAUGCUGAAUUAAAUGAGUAUGGAUGAGUUAAAAAAUAGGCAAAUGGUUGAUAUAAGAAUUGAGUUGGAAAAUGUAGGAUUCACGGAAAAAAUAUAAAAAUUCGAACACAUAUAAAUAUUUU
Drosophila gunungcola (fruit fly) is the source of this 3500-nucleotide messenger RNA. RefSeq lists its product as uncharacterized. Gene Ontology annotation, molecular function: protein binding. The record is from RefSeq and is a predicted model, not a curated record. The transcript has 4 exons. Lineage: Eukaryota; Metazoa; Arthropoda; Insecta; Diptera; Drosophilidae. The coding region runs from base 604 to 3240 and encodes 878 amino acids.